UUUUAUUUAAAUGAGAUGCACAAGUUUGGCGAUGUGGUUCUAGGUGGACUCUUUGAGGUCCAUUACACGUCUGUCUUCCCCAAACUGACUUUUAUAUCAGAGCCACAACAGCCCAUCUGCAAAGGCUUUGACACUUUAGGGUUCAGGCAUGCAAUGACCAUGGCUUUUGCUGUCGAUGAGAUCAACAAGAAUUCCAACCUUCUUCCUAACUUGACAUUGGGAUACAGUCUUUAUGAUAACUGUGGUGCACUUGUUAUUGGAUUUAGUGGUGCCUUAUCUCUGGCCAGUGGCCAACAGGAGCAGUUUGUGCUUCAGGAAAACUGUUCUGGAAGCCCUCCGGUUCUUGGGAUUGUUGGUGAUCACUAUUCAACUUUUUCUAUUGCAAUUGCCAAUGUGCUGGGUUUAUACAAGAUGCCUAUUGUCAGUUAUUUUGCCACAUGUUCUUGUCUUAGUGAUCGGCAGCGCUUUCCUACCGUCUUUAGAACAAUCCCAAGCGAUGCUUUCCAGGUGCGUGCCAUGAUUCAAAUUCUAAAAUACUUUGGUUGGACAUGGUUUGGCCUACUGGUCAGUGAUGAUGACUACGGACUUCAUGUGGCCCAAUCCUUCCAGUCCAACCUGGCUGGAUCUGACAAUAGCUGCCUGGCUUACCUCGAGGUUUUGCCUUGGGACAAUAACCCAGGUGAACUCAGGAGGAUUGUAAACUUGAUAAAGACAUCAACAGCUCGUGUUGUCAUCGUGUUUGCACAUGAAAUUCACAUGAUUCAACUAAUGGAGGAGGUGGCAAAGCAGAAUGUAACUGGUCGGCAGUGGAUUGCCAGUGAAACCUGGUCAACGGCAGUUGUUCUCCAAACACAUGAACUCACACCAUACCUAAGAGGUACGCUGGGCAUUGCUAUCCGGCGUGGAGAAAUCCCAGGGCUUAUUGACUUUCUUUUAAAAAUACGCCCUAACACAAAUGACACCAAUGGAAAUGACUUGGUGAAGCAAUUCUGGGAGUACACAUUCCAGUGCAAAUUCAAUCCAGCAGAUAGGGAAAAUAAAGAAUCUGUAUGCACUGGUGAUGAAAACAUGGAACUGGCAGAGAGAGAGUUUUUGGACGUUUCUAACCUCAGGGCUGAGUACAAUGUCUACAAGGCAGUCUAUGCUCUUGCUUAUGCCCUUCAUGACAUGAUGCAGUGUGAGCCAGGCAAAGGACCUUUUUCUGGACAUAGUUGUGCCAGUUUGGAGGCUAUGGAGCCAUGGCAGCUAUUACACUAUUUGCAAAAGGUCAACUUCUCCACUCAAUUUGGUGAUCAAGUCUCAUUUGAUGAGAAAGGUGAUGCCCUUCCAAUAUAUGAUGUCAUGAACUGGCUGCAGCUGCCAGAUGGAAAAAUUAAAAUUCAAAAUGUUGGUGAAGUAAAAAAGUCUGACUCUGGAGAUGAAGAACUCACAGUAGAUGAAGACAAGAUCUUCUGGAACACAGAUUUAAAGAAGCCAAUCCGUUCAGUUUGCAGUGAAAGUUGUCCUCCAGGCACUCGCAUGGCCAGAGAAAGGAGGCAACCCGAAUGCUGUUUCAGCUGUAUCCCCUGUUCUGAGGGAAAUAUUAGUAAUAAGAGCAAUUCCUUGGAGUGCUUCAGCUGUCUAGAGGACUUUUGGUCCAGCCCCCAGCGUGAUCACUGCAUUCCUAAGAAAACAGAGUUCCUCUCCUAUCAGGAACCUCUUGGUAUUUGUUUAACAACCACCUCACUGCUGGGCACAUUUUUCUGUGCUAUUGUUCUGGGGAUCUUCAUUUAUCACCGUAGUACACCUAUAGUUCGAGCCAACAAUUCAGAACUGAGCUUCCUGCUUCUAGUGUCACUUAAACUGUGCUUCCUAUGUUCUCUGCUGUUUAUUGGGCGACCCAGACUGUUGACGUGUCAGCUGAGACAUGCAGCAUUCGGGAUCAGCUUUGUACUUUGUGUCUCAUGCAUCCUGGUGAAAACUAUGGUGGUUCUGGCUGUUUUCAAAGCCUCCAAACCAGGAGGUGAAGCCAAUCUUAAGUGGUUUGGAGCAAUGCAGCAGAGAGGAACAGUUUUAUUUCUCACCUGCAUUCAAGCAGCUAUAUGCAUUGCUUGGCUUGUCUCUUCCUCACCCACUCCUUCUAAAAAUAAACAGUACUACAAUGACAAAAUAGUUUAUGAAUGUGUAGUCGGGUCCACUGUUGGUUUUGCUGUUUUAUUAGGAUAUAUUGGUAUAUUAGCUAUUCUUAGCUUUUUCUUAGCAUUUUUGGCGAGGAAUCUUCCCAACAACUUCAAUGAGGCCAAAUUUAUUACUUUUAGCAUGCUGAUCUUCUGUGCUGUGUGGGUGGCUUUUGUUCCUGCCUAUAUUAACUCCCCAGGAAAGUAUGCAGAUGCAGUGGAGGUAUUUGCCAUCCUGGCCUCAAGUUUUGGCCUCUUGGUGGCACUGUUUGGACCAAAAUGUUAUCUAAUUCUUCUCAAACCAGAGAGAAAUACAAAGAAGGCUAUCAUAGGUCGAUCAUAG
Molecule: messenger RNA, 2499 nt
Organism: Girardinichthys multiradiatus
Lineage: Eukaryota; Metazoa; Chordata; Actinopteri; Cyprinodontiformes; Goodeidae
Product: extracellular calcium-sensing receptor-like
Exons: 9
Coding region: 16-2499 (827 amino acids)
Biological process (GO): G protein-coupled receptor signaling pathway
Cellular component (GO): membrane
Molecular function (GO): G protein-coupled receptor activity
Source: RefSeq, a predicted model, not a curated record